Molecule: messenger RNA, 5543 nt
Organism: Cynoglossus semilaevis (tongue sole)
Lineage: Eukaryota; Metazoa; Chordata; Actinopteri; Pleuronectiformes; Cynoglossidae
Gene: mybpc1
Product: myosin binding protein C1
Exons: 30
Coding region: 1505-4912 (1135 amino acids)
Biological process (GO): sarcomere organization
Cellular component (GO): M band
Molecular function (GO): protein binding
Source: RefSeq, a predicted model, not a curated record
ACCUGUAAUUUGGAAAAAUUUGCGAUAUAUGAAUACAUUUAAAUUAUUAAAAACUUGCGAUGCACUGAAGGUGCGAUGGCCAAACCGCAAUACAACGAGGGACGACUGUAUAACACACCAUAACAACCACAGCUUGUACAACCAGACUCCUAUUGGCCACUCCAGCUUUCAUUCUCCCCCAGUGGAAAGUCUAUGCAUAAUCUUCAUCAACCAGAACCUGCAGAUAAAUGUUGCAUGUCACAGCCACUGUACGUCUGUCUUGCAUGACUUGGCAGUCUUGUGUCUUCUUGGCCUGUCAGUGUUGGAAUUAAGAGCUUUUUGACAGGUGGGUCUCUUUGUCAAUGACACUUUUAUUGCAGAUGAUGUUGAUGUGAAAGCCACUACCCAAUCCCCAACACCCAAAGAAGGUUGGUACCCUUAAAAGCCCUUCAUAUUUCCGAAUUUCCAAAGGGUUACGGUGGAGCACUAGGAGUUAGUUUAGUACAAAUGAAUCAAGUUGUGCUUUGAAACGUAGGAAAGUAAAAAUUUUGGUUGAGAUGAAAGAUCAUCUGUUUUAAUGGGUGUGGUCGGAGACAAGCAACUAAAGACAUGGUUGAAUAAAAUAUGAUUUUUUAUGUUUGGGUAUUUAACAAGUUAUCUGUCAUUAAUGUAAUUCUUCUGUAUUCAACAUGUAUGAGAGCUCAAACAUACAUGUAGCAAAUGUGUGAUAACUUGAUGCUAAAUGCAACAUCCACGGACAUCAACCUGUAUACACUGUGUAUCAAAUGAAGGUAUGAACGCGACAAUGUUAUUUAACAUGUUCCCCCAUACAUUUAACAAAUAUAGUGCUGACGUUUGUCUUUAUGCAUACAUUUAAAAAUAUCUGCUCCUCAUUUGGAUAUGUGUGAAACUCUCUAGAACUAUGACAUGAAACUGACUUUAGUUUUCUACAGUAUGGGGCAGAACUUUUUUUUUAAAUGGCACAUAGAAAGAUAUUGCAAAUCAGGUGAUAAAGCAAAAAUUAAUUUUAGUUUAAAUAUUGUCGUAAUUAUUAUUCAUACUUUUAAAAUGUUCUUUCUUAAGUUGCUGAAUUUGUUGGUUUUCAUUCUAAUGCAUAUUAGGACAUUUCUGGAAUUUACUAAAAUCAUGGAUGUAGGCUCCAGAUGAAGUCACUUGGGAAAAAACUGGAAGAAAACAUUUAAAAUUUACAAAAAGAACUCUUUAAAAGUACACCCUGUAAGAGUUAGCAAUACCUUGUGCUAAAGUUACGUGUUGUGCUAAAAUAUCUGUAAUCUCACCAUUUCUUUCGAAUGAAUAUUGGAGAACACAUUACAUCAAAUAAAUGUAGAUUCCCUGCCGACACUCCUGUCGCUGCAUUUACAUUCUUAAGAAAUCUAAAAGCAUAUUGAUGCAACUCGGCUUUUCUAGAGACGACGCUUAACGAUCCAGCAGCUGAUCAGCUAAAGAAUUUCUGAAGAGAACAUUCGACAAAACCUAGCAGACGAGUUAAUCCUGAUUAACUGCCAUGAUGACUGUGCUUUCUUUCACAGACCAAGCCAUUUUGUGCAAGAAACUCUCAGUCGAUCUUCCUAAUGAUAACGUCCCUGUGUCAGCCAUGGGGAGAAAAGACUCAGUGUGGUCUCUGGGAGACGGCCCAGCCCCAGAGGAACUGGACAAGCCCAUUGACACCCCGCCACUGUCCAUUCUGCUGAUAGAGAAACCUCAGAGUGGCUCCAUUCCAGUUGGUGGAGACAUCAACUUUGUUGCCAAAGUGGAAUGCAAAGAUCUCCUCCGCAAACCCACUAUCAAGUGGUUCAAAGGAAAAUGGAUGGAUCUGGCCAGCAAAACAGGCAAACACUUGCAGCUCAAAGAGACGUUUGAUCGGAUCACUAAGAUUCACACGUUUGAGAUGCACAUCAUCAAGGCCAAAGAAAACUACGCUGGGAAUUACAGGUGCGAGGUCACGUACAAGGACAAGUUCGACAGCUGUUCCUUUGACUUGGAAGUGAAAGAAGCUGGACCAGCUGCCCCGAGUAUUGAUAUUCGCUCAGCUUUUAAAAGAAGCAGUGAAGGACAAGACGAUGCAGGGGAGCUUGACUUUAGUGGGCUCCUUAAACAUAGAAAUCAAAGGGAGCCACAAAAGCAGGAUGACACUCCAGAGAUUGAUGUGUGGGAGAUCCUGAAGAACGCUCGACCUGAUGAAUAUGAGAAGAUUGCUUUUAUGUAUGGCAUCACUGACUUGCGUGGUCUGCUGAAGAGAUUGAAAAAGAUCCCAAGAGAGGAGAAGAAAUGUGAAGCUUUUGCAAAGAAGCUUGAACCAACUUACCAGGUAGAUAAAGGUGGAAAGAUCCGGUUGGUGGUGGACCUGGCUGAUCCCACUGUUGAUCUGAAGUGGUACAAGAAUGGUCAAGAAAUUAGGCCUACACCCAAUCAAAGAAAGUACAUCUUUGAGCAUAAGGGCACACAAAGGAUUAUGGUCAUCAACAACUGCACCAUGAAUGACGAUGCGGCUUACUGUGUAGCUGCAGGAGAUGAGAAGUGUACAACCGAGCUCUUUGUCAAAGAGCUGCCAAUUAAGAUUGUCAAGGGUAUUGAACCUGUCAAGACUACGGUGAAUGAGAGAAUCGAGCUGGAGUGUGAGGUGUCAGAGGAAGGUGCUCAAGUCAAAUGGAUGAAGAACGGUGUUGAGGUUCCAACAGGGGUACGCUCCAGAUACCGAGUCAAGUCUGAGGGCACCAAACAUUAUUUAGUUAUUGAUGAUGCCUCCAGGGAGGACACUGGGACAUACUCUGUCAUGGCCAGCGGUGGCACCUCUGAGGCUCAUAUACAAGUUGACUUAAAGCCACUGAAGAUCUACCAGGACUUACAGGAUAUGACAGUCUUGUUAGGUCAAUCCUUCAAAAUGAACUGUGAAAUCUUCCCAGGCAAUGUCCCAGGUCGGUGGUACAGGAAUGGACAACUGAUCCAGCCCAAUGACCGUAUGAAUAUAAUACACAGAAAUAAGAUCCACCGACUGGAGAUUGCAGCCAGCUCUCUCCAUGAUGCUGGAGACUACACUUUUGUGCCUGAAGGAUAUUCACAGAGCCUCUCUGCCAAAAUUCACAUCAUCGACCCACCAAAGGUCCACUUGGAUAGCUUAAAUUUCCCAGACAACACUGUGACCAUUGUGGCAGGAAACAAACUUCGCUUGGAAAUUCCCAUCAGUGGAGAACCAGCGCCACGAGUUGUGUGGAUGAAAGGAGAACGAGUAAUUCUUGAUUCAGGCCAUCGUGUCCGAGCCGAAACGUACGGCGAUCAGACCAGCCUUACAAUUGAAGUCACAGAGCGAGAGGACACAGGGAACUACAAGAUAGUACUGCAAAAUGAAGCUGGUGAAGCCACCGCUUGUGUUAAAAUCAAGGUUGUAGACAUUCCUGACCCUCCAGAGGCUCCAGUGGUCCCAGUGGUGGGUGGUGAUUGGUGCUCUAUGAUAUGGGAACCACCAAAAUAUGACGGAGCUUCCCCAAUAUUAGGUUACUUUAUUGAGAGAAAGAAAAAGCAGAGCUCCAGAUGGAUGAGAUUGAAUUUCGACUUGAUAAAAGAAACAUCAUUUGAUCCCAAAAAGAUGAUUGAAGGUGUGCCAUAUGAAGUCCGGAUCUUUGCUGUCAAUGCUAUUGGCGUGUCCAAGCCAAGUGAACCAUCCAAACCCUUUACGCCCCUUGCUGUGACAAGUGAGCCAACUAUGCUAGUUGUGGACGAUGUCACUGACACCUCAGUGACUGUUAAAUGGCGCCCUCCUGAGACUAUUGGUGCUGCUGGUCUAGAUGGAUACAUCGUGGAGUACUGCGUAGAAGGAACUGAUGAGUGGAUAUCAUCUAACAAAGAGGUCACAGAAAAGACCAAGCACACUAUAACCGGUCUAACCCCUGGCUCUAAAAUCCUAAUUCGUGUCAAGGCUGUCAAUGCUGCUGGAGAGAGUGCUCCAAAGACUCUACAGCACUCCGUAAUGGUCAAAGAAGUCAUUGAACCACCCAAAAUCCGUGUCCCACGACACUUGAAGCAGACGUACACUCGCAAAGUUGGAGAAACUGUCAACCUUGUAGUUCCGUUUAUGGGCAAACCCAGACCAAAAGUCACCUGGCUGAAGGACGGAAAACCCAUCGAGCCUUCCCACGUCAGCAUCCGCAACACAGAGUGUGAUAGCAUUAUCUUUAUCCGUAAAGCAGAACGCAGCCACUCUGGAAAGUAUGAGAUGAUAGUGCAGGUUGAAAACCAUAAAGACACAGCUAAUAUUGACAUACAAAUCGUAGAUCUACCUGGACCUCCACAAUGUGUGACAAUUGAAGAUGUCUGGGGAGAAAAUGUGGCUCUGUCCUGGACUCCACCAAAAGAUAGUGGCAAUGCCCCGAUAACAGGCUACACCAUACAAAAAGCAGACAAAAAGACAAUGGAAUGGUACACAUGCAUCGAUCACUACCAUCGAAACACCAUUACUGUUACAGAAUUGGUGGUUGGGAAUGAGUAUUUCUUCAGGGUGUUCUCAGAGAAUAUGUGUGGACUGAGUGAAGCUGCUACCCAAACCAAAAAGAGUGCCCUCAUCGUCAAAGAAGGCAUGCAGAUGAAAAUCCCAGAGUAUAAUGACCAUGACUUCAAGGAGGCACCAAAGUUCACACAGCCACUCAUCAACAUCUGUGCCGUUGCUGGCUACAACACCACCCUCAACUGCAGUGUCCGUGCCAACCCAAGGCCAAAAGUGAUGUGGAUGAAGAAUAAGAUCAUCAUCGUUGACGACCCUCGCUACCGCAUAUUUAGCAACCAGGGAGUAUGUACUCUGGAGAUUAGAAAGCCAAGUCCUUAUGAUGGUGGCACAUACACAUGCAAAGCCAUCAACGACUUGGGAGAAGACCAAGUGGAGUGCAAGCUGGAGGUUAAAGUCCAAACUCAAGAAUUGUGAAUGUAUGUUCUUUAAAAAAAGGGGGUUACACCUUCUUCGAACUCAUGCAGCGCGGAGUGCCCCUUAAUCUGAUCGACAAGUACAUGAAUGACGCAAAGAUUGUGGAGCCGGAGAAGUAAAAUCAGAGAGAAUGAAAUAAGACGUUUUAGCUUCAAAGACUUUUUCACUAGUGAUCUGAAGUCAGUGGACUGGAAGCAGAUGGAGGGAUGGAUGACAUAACAGAAGGAAGAGUGUGGGUGUUCUUCUUCCUCAUAAUUUUUUUUCAGCACUUGGCAUCCUUAUGUUGCGUUACUGCCACUUGUGGGUAUGUGGGUGUGGCAUGUUUUUAUUAGAGGAGCAAAACAGCCAGUUUGCUUCUUUGCCACCAUCUUGUUUUGCAAACACUGUGCCAGCACAGGUGCAUGUGGGCGGUGGGUUUUUGUUCUAGCUUUACUCAGUUUAAGAGGUUUGUACAAAACACAUACAAAGCACAACUACACAGUUACUACAGGAUUUAAAGUUGAGAUUUAAGUAUGUGGCAGCAGAAAGAAGAAAAUGGAUUUGAAGACAUAUUGGAUUAUGAACGUUUUGACACUCACACUGUUUUUCUGCUUACUCAGUGUAGGGGUUUACAAACAGCCCAUUGCAUGAU